Dama dama (fallow deer) is the source of this 2924-nucleotide messenger RNA. RefSeq names its product LBH regulator of WNT signaling pathway (gene LBH). The record is from RefSeq and is a predicted model, not a curated record. Gene Ontology annotation, cellular component: nucleus. The transcript has 3 exons. Gene Ontology annotation, biological process: positive regulation of DNA-templated transcription. NCBI's taxonomy places the organism in Eukaryota, Metazoa, Chordata, Mammalia, Artiodactyla, Cervidae. Bases 186 to 503 code for a protein of 105 amino acids.
CCGCGAGCUCGUCUGCCCUGCCGACAUCGCUGGUAGUGGGGCUGUCUCCCGGAGGCGGACCAGCGAACGCCCAGUUCCCGCAUCCGGCAGCCUGCCGCCCCACUCUGCGCCGCUGACAUCCUUACCCGGGACGCAGUGACCGUGUUUAAAUCACAAGGGCGUGGGUCAGGCUCCCCUAGGACUUCAUGUCUGUUUAUUUCCCCAUUCACUGCCCUGACUAUCUGAGCUCGGCCGAGAUGACUGAAGUGAUGAUGAACACCCCAUCCAUGGAAGAAAUUGGUCUCAACCCCCGAAAGGAUGGCCUUUCCUACCAGAUCUUCCCUGACCCGUCAGACUUUGACCGCUGCUGCAAACUGAAGGACCGUCUGCCGUCCAUCGUGGUGGAGCCCACAGAGGGGGAGGUGGAGAGUGGGGAGCUCCGGUGGCCCCCCGAGGAAUUCUUGGUCCAGGAGGAUGCGCAGGACAACUGUGAAGAGACAGCGAGUGAAAACAAGGAGCAGUAGAGUCCACGCCGGCUCCCUCGGGGUCACACCAGACAGCCUCUGUACCUGAACUGUGUUCUUUCCCACUACCAUGGAAGGAGAGCGUGUGUGAGCCCCUGCAGUUCUGCACACAUCAGAUGAUGGCUUCCUUUCUGCACCUGCAAAUCACUGAGUUGAUUUUCUUUUCUUUUCUUUUCCUUUUUUGAGAUGUCGGGCAGCAGAGCCCUCUGUGACUACGCGCCAGGCCUUUUGAGAAAGGAAGCUUCUUAGAGCAGGGGUGGGGUGCAGGGAGGCAGGCAUCUUGGAGAUUAUUAUCUGAACUCAGGCGGGCUGAAGGCAGCCCUGUGACUCCAGUGGGCUCCGGGGGAGGGCGUCUGGGGCAAGAAAAACAAACAGGAGAUGAAAGAGAAAAGAAAACUGAGCAGAGAAGUGUGGCCAGGAAAGAUGGACCCAGCAGCAUGCGCUCUGGCUACCGAGGCAUCACCCUACAAAGUCUUUAUCUCUCUCUCUAAUUUUGCCCAAUGCCCGCCUUUGUUUUUAUUUCCGGUGUGUUCGUCUGUAAUGGGAGGCAGGUGAAGGAGAGCCGUGGAGCCUGGCUUCCUGCAGAGCCAGCCGGAGGUGAUGCUGGGAAAGAGAAAAGUCUCCUGGUUCCUUCUCCAGACCCUCCCCUUGGGCCCUGGCCGAUGCUCCUGCCUGCUGUGAUCUGGAGGUUUUUUGAGAGGCUGCACUUUUGAGCGUUCCCCUGAUUUAUCCUCUUUGCCCCCCAUCUUAGCCCUUUUGGAAAUAGCGAGAGCCUCUCCCGCCCUUGUUGGAGGGCCGAGAUAGAUGCUUGGACACCGAGGUCCAUCCUCCGCUGCUCCCCCCAGACUCACUCUCCCUCUGGGUGGAGGCACAGCGUGGCGGGCCCUCCCUCCAGGGCUGGCCCUUUCUCCUCCUGACCCCCACCCUCCCAGCCCCAGCACAGCCGUUUGGGUGGCUGCUAGCCUGGCCAUGGGUUCGAGCCAGCCUGACCAGCUACAAUACCCACUCCUACGUGGGAUCUUGGCUUCUUUUUCUGGUGGGGGCUGAGCAGCUAGCAGGGGAGAGUUUCUGUUUCUCACUGGGAAGUGAGCUUUAAGGCAGGUCCUGAGAGCUGGCAGAGCCUGGGAGUUGUGGAUGGUGGUGACAGGCAGCCCAGGGAUGGAAUUUGAAACUCAAGGGUGUCAUGAGAUCCUGGGCUUCUUCCCUGGUAUUCCUGGAUGCGGAGGGUGGGCGGCAUGGGGAGGGAGCCGCAUCCCUUCCCACUUGACCCCUGUGAGGGCUAUAGUUGCAGAGAAAGCUAACGUGGACUUAGAGCUCCUUAUCACAGUUAAGAACCAUCUGGAGCUGCAGAUUGCAGGAUGAAACCCUUCACACACCUCUAUCUCAGAGCAGGACUGUGGAGCCAAGAAGUGAGCUCAAGUCCCUCCCUGGGGCUGAACGCAGCCAACUGAGGCACCCACCUCGUCCCCUCAGGGCCCCAGGCCGUCCAGGCUGAGCCCCUUUGGUUGGGACAUGUGUGUAGACUUGUACUUAAUACCUCAAGGUUAGUGUGGCUCUGGGGAAUGCUGGGGCGGGAGGACCAGCGUGGCUAGCUUAUAUCAGCAGGACUUGGUUCUGGGCAGCCGAUGCUCAUCCCCCGCCCCUCCGCCCCUACCCUGUGUUGUCUGUCCAUGUUGCAUACACCGAUGGCAAUAACUUCUUCCAGCUCCUCGGGCAAGUGGGAGAGGCCUGCAGCCGGCCCUACGAGGGAGCUUUUCUCUCUCUCUUUCUCUCUCGCUUGCUCUAGCUCUCGCUCUCCUCCUGUUUCAGCCGCAGGGAACCUGUCCCCAUUCCUCUCACUCCUCACAGCUGCAGUUCUCAACCCAUGCCUCCCUCCGUGGAUGGGGUCUUGCCUUUGAAAAUCCCGUGUUUCUGUGUCCCCGUCUCAUGCUCCCCUGUAUCAUCUGUCCCAGUCUUGCCGUGUGAUGGGAACGUGCUUGUAAACUGCAUAACAAAUCUGCUUUGUGUAUAUGUGUGUUUAUGGGGGUGGUUUAUUAUUUUUUGCUGGUCGCUAGAUCCCUCUGUAUGACCACGUGGAGUCUGAGCAGGCCAGGGGCUGACAGCUUAAGUCAGGACCCUCAGCGGUGAGCCUGCUGUGGGGACCCAGCUGCUCUUGAACAAGUGGCUGAGCUCCUGUCUGGCCUCCUCUUUUUUUUUUUUUAAAGUAACUUGUGUGUAUUUCUAACUGAUCCUAUUGGGGGAAAAAAAAAAAAAAAACCAACCCUAGUAUUUCAGUAAAAAUGCCUGUUGUAAGAUGAACCUCCUGUAACUUCUAUCUGUUCUCUUUUGAGGCUCAGGGAGAAACUAGCAUUUUUUUUUUUUUUUUUCAAACUACUUUUUGUCACUGUGACAGUUGUAAAUAAAGUUUGAAAAUGCUUUCCA